Molecule: messenger RNA, 5524 nt
Organism: Danio aesculapii
Lineage: Eukaryota; Metazoa; Chordata; Actinopteri; Cypriniformes; Danionidae
Exons: 21
Coding region: 60-3428 (1122 amino acids)
Molecular function (GO): protein binding
Source: RefSeq, a predicted model, not a curated record
AAAAAAUACUGUGCUACUGCUGUUGAUCUGAAGGAUUGUCCAAAAAACGUCUGUCAGAGAUGGAUGUCUCACAAAAAAAGCGGCGUUUUGGUCCUGCUGCAGAUCAAGCCAGUCAGGCUGUGAGUAAAUUUCAGGGUAAAAACCCGUCACUGCUGAGAGAACUGAAUCUGAGCGGUCAAACACUAGCAAACUCACAAGUGAAUGAUCUCGCUAAGCUGCUGCGGGAUAAACACAGUCGGAUCAACACACUCACUCUGUGUGUUUGCAGUAUUAAAGAGGAACAGUGUGUAUUUCUGACUUCAGCUCUGAAAUCAAACCCAUCACACCUGAGAGAACUGAACCUGACUGGGAAUCAGAUACAAAACACAGGAUUGAAUCACUUUUGUGAUAUUCUGAAGAAUUCACAAUGUAAACUGGAGAGACUGAGAUGGAGAUACAGUUUCAUGACAUAUGAAGGUUGUUCUGCUGUGACUUCAGCUCUGAAUUUAAACCCGUCACACCUGAGAGAGCUGAACCUCAGUGGGAAUAAUCUAGAAGACUCUGGAGUGAAAAACCUCAGUGAUUUCCUGAUGAACCCACAAUGCAGACUGGAGAAACUACUUGUGUGUGGAUGCAGUAUUACAGAGGAACAGUGUGCCAUUCUGACUUCAGCUCUGAAUUCAAACCCAUCACACCUGAGAGAGCUGAACCUGAGCUGGAAUAAUCUGGGAGACUCUGGAGUGAAAAACCUCAGUGAUUUCCUGAUGAACCCACAAUGCAGACUGGAGAAACUACAUCUCUGUGUUUGCGGUAUUACAGAAGAACAGUGCAUCAUCCUAAAUUCAGCUCUGAAAUCAAACCCAUCACACCUGAGAGAACUGAACCUCACUGGGAACCAAAUGGAAAACACCGGAUUGAAUCACAUUUGUGAUAUAUUGAAGAAUUCACAAUUAAAACUACAGAGACCAAAGCGUUAUGGUCCUGCUGCAGAUCCAGCCUGUCAGGAUGAGAAUAAAUUUCAGGGUAAAAACCCAUCACUGCUGAGAGAACUGAAUCUGAGCGGUCAAACACUAAGAGACGCAGAAGUAAAAGAGUUGGACAAGCUGCUACGGGAUAAACGCUGUUGGCUUAACACACUCACUCUGUGUGUUUGCAGUAUUACAGAGGAACAGUGUGUCAUUCUGACUUCAGCUCUGAAAUCAAACCCAUCACACCUGAGAGAACUGAACCUCACUGGGAAUCAAAUAGAGAACACACUGGUGAAUCACUUUUGUGAUUUGCUGAAUGAUACACAAUGUAAACUGGAGAUACUGAGAUGGAGAUACUGUUUCAUGACAUAUGAAGGUUGUUCUGCUGUGACUUCAGCUCUGAAUUCAAACCCGUCACACCUGAGAGAGCUGAACCUCAGUGGGAAUAAUCUGGGAGACUCUGGAGUGAAAAACCUCAGUGAUUUCCUGAUGAACCCACGAUGCAGACUGGAGAAACUACUUGUGUGUGGAUGCAGUAUUACAGAGGAACAGUGUGUCAUUCUGACUUCAGCUCUGAAUUCAAACCCAUCACACCUGAGAGAACUGAACCUGAGCUGGAAUAAUCUGGGAGACUCUGGAGUGAAAAACCUCAGUGAUUUCCUGAUGAACCCACAAUGCAGACUGGAGAAACUACAGUUAAGAGGCAGUUUCAUGACAUAUGAAGGUUGUUCUGCUGUGACUUCAGCUCUGAAUUCAAACCCAUCACACCUGAGAGAGCUGAACCUCAGUGGGAAUAAUCUGGGAGACUCUGGAGUGAAAAACCUCAGUGAUUUCCUGAUGAACCCACGAUGCAGACUGGAGAAACUACUUGUGUGUGGAUGCAGUAUUACAGAGGAACAGUGUGUCAUUCUGACUUCAGCUCUGAAUUCAAACCCAUCACACCUGAGAGAGCUGAACCUGAGCUGGAAUAAUCUGGGAGACUCUGGAGUGAAAAACCUCAGUGAUUUCCUGAUGAACCCACAAUGCAGACUGGAGAAACUACUUCUGUGUGUUUGCAGUAUUACAGAGGAACAGUGUGUAUUUCUGACUUCAGCUCUGAGAUCAAACCCAUCACACCUGAGAGAACUGAACCUCACUGGGAAUCAAAUACAAAACACCGGAUUUAAUCACAUUUGUGAUAUACUGAAGAAUUCACAAUUUAAACUGCAGAGACUAAAACUUUCAGACUGCAAUCUCACAGAAGAAGGCUAUAAAGCACUGGCUUUGGCUCUGAGAUCAAACCCAUCACACCUGAUAGAGCUGGAUCUCAGAAGAAAUGAUCCUGGAGAAUCAGGAGUGAAGGAGCUCACUGAUGUUUUGAAGGAUCGAAACAGCCAACUGAAGACCCUGAGGUUUUUGAGUCCUGCUGCAGAUAAACCCUGUCAACUUGCGAUUAAAGCUCAGGGUAAAAACCCAUUACUUGCAAGAGAACUGAAUCUGAGCGGUCAUGAACUAGGAUACACACAAGUGAAAGAGCUAGAUGAGCUGCUGCGGGAUAAACAUUGUCGGAUCAACAUACUCAUUCUGUGGAGGUGUACGAUUACAGCAAAAGGGAGUGUCAUCCUGACUUCAGCUCUGAAAUCUGUUGUGUCACACCUGAGAGAACUGCACCUGAGCUGGAAUAAUCUGAGAGACUCUGGAGCAAACCUCAGUGAUUUCCUGAAGAACCCAGAAUGCACAGUGGAUAAACUACAUGUGUGUGGAUGCAGUAUUACAGAGGAACAGUGUGUCAUUCUGACUUCAGCUCUGAAUUCAAACCCAUCACACCUGAGAGAGCUGAACCUGAGCUGGAAUAAUCUGGGAGACUCUGGAGUGAAAAACCUCAGUGAUUUCCUGAUGAACCCACAAUGCAGACUGGAGAAACUACAUGUGUGUGGAUGCAGCAUUACAGUGGAACAGUGUGUCAUUCUGACUUCAGCUCUGAAAUCAAACCCAUCACACCUGAGAGAGCUGAACCUGAGCAAUAACAAUCUUAAGGACAGCGGAGAGAAAGAUGGGAAUGAAAACACAGGAGUGAAAAAACUAUGCAAAGUACUAGAGGACUCACACUGUGAACUGGAGAUACUGAGGUUGAGUUACUGUUUUUUGACAGAUGAAAGUUGUUCUGCUGUGGCUUUGGCUCUGAGAUCAAACCCAUCACACUUGAGAGAACUGAACCUGAGUGAGAAUCAGAUAGAGAACACGGGAUUGAAUCACUUGUGUGACAUACUGAAGAAUUCACAAUGCAAACUGGAGAGACUGAGUGUCAGUUACUGUGGCAUUACGGACGUUUCUUUUUUAACUCAGUCUUUGAGAAAGGCGAAAAAAGUGCUGCAGUUUUUAAAAGAGCUUGAUCUGAGAUUUAAUAGCAUUAAAGACUCGCAGCAGCAGCUCAUUGACGUGGUUCAACACUCAAACUGCAAACUCAGCAUAGACACACGAGGAGACAAAAGGCAUUCGUGAGCGGAUUAUGUGCUGGUUUUAAUCCAGAUAUUGUGAUUGUCAUUAUCAGGUGAGGAUCAUCACAGGACCUUCACUAUAGUGUAGUAUCUACAGGAAGAAAGAACACCUUAGAUGAUACAAACGUAAACAUUUAUUAAACAUUAAAAUCUGUGUUAGUAGCAGUUUUAAAACUUUAAGAAUUUUUGGACAAUUUACUGUGUCAGGAUUUCUAUAUAUAGACGUUAAAGUAUUAUGUUUUUAUUUCUCCCUUACACUGAUCCUAAUUGUGGAGUUUUGGUGACUGUCGCUUUAAAUUCAAAUGAGGGCUCUUUUCAAAAGAGGGCGGAGCUACAGAUGCCUGUGUGUCAGCUCAGAUUCAAAACUCUAAUGAUGGACAGCUGCUUCUCACUCAGGGCUGUUUAUGCUAAUGAAGGAGCGAUAGUCCUAGUGGGCGGGGUUUUCUCCCUCUGAUGAUGCGUACAAAUGGAGAAUGUCAAUCAAAGUGUUUCUGCAGACUGUUUUUAUCAAGUCUGAUAAUAAAAAAUAGAUUUAAUACAUGUUUACAAUUAGAAGCUGCUUAUAUUCACACACUGCUGACACACAGCUGUGUUUAAACCCCUUAUACAAGUGAUUUUUGCGUAAUAGGCCCCCUUUAACAAAAAAAAGACCCUCAUACUGUAUAAAACGUUUAAUUGUAAGCCAACUUGUUGCACAGAUUUUUUUGAGUUGACUCAACUUUUAACCCAAGUACUACACUGUGUUAGUAGCAGUUUUAACUCUAAGAACUUUAGGACAACUUACUGUGUCAGGAUUUCUACAUUUAGGGAUCCAAGCAUGGAAGGUUAAAGUAUUGUUAUUAUAUUUCUCCCUUACACUGAUCCUAAUAGUGGGAUUUUGGUGACUGUCGCUUUAAAUUCAAAUGAGAUUGUGCUCUUUUCAAAAGAGGGCGGAGCUACAGAUGCCUGUGUGUCAGCAUAGUGGCAGAUUCAAAACUCUAAUGAUGGACAGCUGCUUCUCACUCAGGGCUGUUUAUGCUAAUGAGGGAGCGAUAGUCCUAGUGGGCGGGGUUUUCUCCCUCUGAUGAUGCGUACAAAUGGAGAAUGUCAAUCAAAGUGUUUCCGCAGACUGUUUUUAUCAAGUCUGAUAAUAAAAAAUAGAUUUAAUACAUGUUUACUAUUAGAAGCUGCUUAUAUUCACACACUGCUGACACACAGCUGCGUUUAAACCCCUUAUAAAAGUGACUUUUGCGUAACAGGCCCCCUUUAACUAAACAAAGACCCUCAUACUCUAUAAAACGUUUAAUUGUAAGCCAACAGAUUUUUUUGAGUUGACUCAACUUUUAACCUAAGUACUGCACUGUGUUAGUAGCAGUUUUAAAACUUUAAGAACUUUAGGACAACUUACUGUGUCAGGAUUUCUACAUUUAGGGAUCCAAGCACGGAAGGUUAAAGUAUUAUUAUUAUAUUUCUCCCUUACACUGAUCCUAAUUGUGGGAUUUUGGUGACUGUUGCUUUAAAUUCAAAUGAGAUUGUGCUCUUUUCAAAAGAGGGCGGAGCUAUAAAUGACUGCGUGUCAGCAUAGUGGCAGAUUCAAAAACAAGACUAAGGUCCUAUGCUAAUGUGCUUUAUGCACAGCGAGAGUUUUAAAGCCAACGAUGAACUUCAGGGAGAACGUGCAAACUUCACGCAGAAAUGAAAACUGACCCAGCCGGGACUCAAACCAGUGACCUUCUUGCUUUAAGGUGACAGUGCUAACCACUGAGCCACCGCCUUCAUAUCUUCAUAAUUUUAAUAAAUAUACAUGGCUUUAAUAUUCUUUAUGAAUUUAUAUUUUACUCAUUUAUUUUGUGGCUACGCAUCAACAUCAUUUAACCUGGAUACAAUUAAUCAUAAAUGGAUAAAUCACCACAACCCUUGUGUAAUCAUAUUUGUCUUUGCCUUAUGAUUGAAUUGUUCACAUACUGUAAUGUGCUUUUGUUCUCCGUGUUAGUGCUGUGGGUUAGUAAUUUCUUGCACUGUUAAAAUGCAUCAGUUUGUACUGUAUUUCAGUUUAUUAAUCUAAUUCGGACUAUCUGUUUCCAAUUUGUAAGUGAAACUCAAUUAACAAAUUAAAGCUGA